AUGGCUGAAAAUUCAUCUGGAGUCCAAAAAGGAUUCAGUUGUUCUGAAAAGGAGCAAGAUGGUGGUCAUUCGCCCCUGCAGCAAUACUGUGAUGAGCUACGUAAAUGGAUGAGUGAGGUCAAUUGUUGGCAAGCUUUUCAUCAAUACAACAUGGCUGUCAUGGCAUAUCAAGAUCGCAUGCGCACCUGGCAGGCUUACUCGUCCACUGGCACCUUUCUUCGACGUCGCGACUCGCGAUUUGGCAAUGUGGAGCCAAAUGAGCCGAAUGCUGAAGACAGAAGAGCACGAGAUCUCCUGCUUCCGGUUCCAGCGAGUGCACGUGAUGUUGCCGUCAUCCACAAUCCGAAUGGGCCGGAUCUGCUCGCUGCUCAGUUCCAGGUGGCAUCCUAUCUACGCCGCUUCAUGGCUGAAGUUAUUGAUUUUGUGUUUGCGUUUUUCAUCAAGCUCAUGUUGGUUUACUACCUUGUAGAAAUGGAUUUCGUGGACCUUAGUCGAUUCGAUAAGCUUCUCGGCAAUGAAGCCGAUCUUCAAACGCUUGUGGAUGUCACCCAAGAGUUGUUUCCAUUGGAAUUACUUGGGAAAUUAGCGUGCAGCUUGUUGGAGGCACUUUGCUUAUCACAGUCGCUGUUCCCUCGAUUUUUUGGGCAAACACCUGGCAAAUACAUCAUGCGAGUUCGAGUUAUUGAAUGCGGGAGUGUUUCCCAUGUAGCAGGGGCACCCCCAAACGUUGUACGUGUCACUGGAGUGCUGUCGGUUCCGUUCAAAGCAGCAAUUUUGCGGUCGAUGUUGAAAAACAUUCUCAUUAACUCCUUGGUGCCAUUCAGUACAGUGGCAUUUGCAUUCAACCACAACCGAGCCAUCUACGAUAUUCUAGCGAGAACAAUAGUUAUUGUUGAUUGA
Messenger RNA from Ostertagia ostertagi, 900 nucleotides. The record is from the annotation of a GenBank genome assembly. Lineage: Eukaryota; Metazoa; Nematoda; Chromadorea; Rhabditida; Trichostrongylidae.